Messenger RNA from Polypterus senegalus (gray bichir), 4595 nucleotides. Its product is annotated as multiple epidermal growth factor-like domains protein 9. The coding region runs from base 124 to 1839 and encodes 571 amino acids. Gene Ontology annotation, molecular function: extracellular matrix structural constituent. The transcript is spliced from 6 exons. NCBI's taxonomy places the organism in Eukaryota, Metazoa, Chordata, Cladistia, Polypteriformes, Polypteridae. Gene Ontology annotation, cellular component: basement membrane. The record is from RefSeq and is a predicted model, not a curated record. Gene Ontology annotation, biological process: axon guidance.
UUUGGAGCGAGGCGCCUUUAAAAGAACAGAGUGGUCCUAAUUGGGAGCGCUAUUUUAACGAAAGAGGGCCGGGGAGGGGAGGGGGGCAGUGUUUGCACUUGUCACGGCGACCGUACCUGGUGCAUGGAAAGGUCCAACCAGAGUAUGAAGAACGGACCUAAAAUGAUGUUAAUUGUCCCGUUUCUGGAGCUAGCUGUGUUUCUGUGUCCUGAAAUAACUGGAGGAGGACCUUUAUUUGCUCAUGCUAGCACUGCAACUGCCACAGGGACUGAACGUAGCGUGCUGACAGCGGCGUCCGGGGACACCUUUAGCACCACAGUUGGAAACAGUUUACCCGAAGGGAGUGUUCCGAGGCUACGCGCCCCUCUGCUCACUACGCCCGCCGCCAGCACGGCUACCUUGGCGGUGGGAUCCAACACGCCGCACAGCCCCGCGCUCACGACAACAUCGACAGCGUCGCUUCAUCCGCCGCUUGUAAAUCAAACGACCGCGGCGACUACUUUCACAACCAUGGGAUUACAGGAAACGAGUGUGGGAAGCGAAACAGCACCUUUGAAUCGAACGACUGUCACACCUGCUGUCACCUCGCGUGCGAGCGCCACAUCUGUCUUACCCGUGCCAGCGGAGCCCGAAAUACCAGAAGAUGUAUGCAACUGCAAUAGUUCAGGGAGCACAAACCAAUGCAACGAGACGACGGGCCAGUGCGAGUGUCUCGAAGGAUACGUUGGCCUGCACUGCACUGAAUGCGAGGAUGGCUUUUUCUCAAAUGAGACGAGUGAUAUCUGCUGGCCAUGCCUCUGCGAUACCACAGGAGCACUGGGUCCCAGCUGUAACAGCUCUGGUAUUUGCACUUGUAAACAAGGAGUCUAUGGCCCCAGGUGUGAUGAGUGUCGGCCGGGAUUCUUUCAUUUCAGCGAUACCGGAUGUCGACCGUGCGAGUGUAACAACCACUCUGAUCUGUGCCAGCCUCAGUCAGGUAUUUGUAUUAACUGCCAGGGUAACACCGAAGGACCCCAGUGUGAUAAAUGCAAGGAGAAUUCCUACAGGAGGCCCAAUGCCAGCCUUUCGGACGCCUGCGAUCUGUGCCCCUGCUCUACAGUGACGUCGACCGGGACUUGUCAUGUCGAUUCUUCUGGACAGCCUGUGUGUGAUCACUGCCGAGAUGGAUUCAAAGGAUCCAACUGCAAUGAAUGCAGCGAUGGGUAUUACAACUCGGACAGCAUAUGCAUGCCCUGUGAAUGCAAUGGAAAUGAGAAUCCCCUCAUAUCUCCUCGCAUCUGUAAUCCUGACAACGGCCAGUGUCUGAGCUGCAUUCGAAACACUACUGGUGACCACUGCGAAAAGUGUGCAGAAGGCUAUGCUGGAGAUGCCCAUGCAGGGAACUGCACUAAAAUUGUUACAACCACCACUUCUACAACUACCACUGCUCAAUUAACCACCAUGUCAACAAAAUCCAUCACUAACUUCACGACUCUGUUGACGAGCACCACUCAGAUCAUCUUGACCACUCCGCCCAGCUCCAUGCAGAACACUACCACGUCAGCCAGUGAGGUAUCAUGGACACAAUUUAAUAUCAUCAUUCUCGCAGUGAUCAUCGUUGUGGUGGUGGUUCUUAUGGCUUUUGUGGGCGGAGUCUACAUGUACCGGGAGUACCAGAACCGCAAGCUAAAUGCUCCUUUCUGGACCAUCGAGCUCAAAGAGGACAACAUUAGCUUCAGCAGUUACCAUGAUAGUAUCCCUAAUGCUGAUGUCUCUGGAUUACUGGAAGAUGAUGGGAAUGAGGUAGCACCGAAUGGACAACUCUCUCUUAGCGCCCCAAUCAACAUGUAUAAAGCCUGAACCUCCGCGGAAUGGGUGUUUCAGCAUGGUAAUAACUACAUUUAGGGGCUGGAAGAAAGUGUUUGUAGAACUAAUUUAUUUUCUAGCACAACAGACGUAAAGCCCCAAAUGUUUGUUUGAUGCACAAAAUGAAAAUGUUCUCUGGGAGAACUGGAAACCUCAUGCAACAACAAGAAAGUGAGAUUACCUCACACAUGAUGGAAAACAGAAGAAAGGGCCCAUGCAAAUACCGAGCACUUUGUCUAGUAAUAGAGUGUAAGCAAAUGCCCUGAAAGAUGAGCAGCGCUGCUCACACAAAUGUUGAUCAUUUGCCUGGAUAAAGUUUUAAAUAAACAGGGAAACAUCAGGGACAUUACCAUUUUGUAACAACACAAACUAGUUGAGGACAGGAAUUAAGAUAUUUAGUGGACUUUUCUAUUAUACUAAACUGGAAGACCUAUGACAGAUACACCUGAUGUGUGCUAGUGAACAAAUAUUAUUUUAAAGGAUAAAAGUCAUUCAAAUAGCAUCUCUUCCAGAGAAUGGAAAGGUCACUUCUGUCCAUGAAAUUAAAAACCAAGAAAAAACAGACAUUAUGGCUGCUUUCCCCUUCGACUAUGUUCCAUGGGUGAGCACCCAGAUGCAUCUGGCUCCAGGUACAGAGAAUGGGGAGUCUACGUGCUUAUUUCAUUAUUAUUAUUUACACUAAAUGCCAGUGUGACUGUGCACGAGUGCAACAUGUAAAGUAGAAACUGUGGAAAAGCAAAAAGAAACAAAUUUAUUAAGAGAGUUGGCAAUAAAAAAAUCCUCUAGUAAUAAUUGUGACAUGUAUGCUUUAUGCAGAUUAUCUACAAUAUGUCAUUGACAGCUUAUGAAACAUUUUUGGUUUUCUCUCAUCUGGGACUAAAAUGACAAGUGUUGGUGAAAGGGGUGGGUGUUGGGGGUGUGUAUGUGUUUUUUAUAUUUAAUAUAUAAACACAUGGGCAUAUUGGUGUAGGGCUAUUUAAAUCUAUAAUGACCAGCAGGUGGCACUAUUAAGCAGUUCGGCAAGUAAGUCUAGAUGGCGCAAGUGUAGGCUGCUGUAUUUGUAUGUGACAAUGAAAAAGCCAGCUAACAGCGGACCCUACAGGUCUGCCAAGGAGAUAGAGAGCAUGUUAGUCCUGCUUUGUUGUAGACCCAUUUUUUCUUUCUUCAUCUUAUAGCCGCCUUCUUUUCAGAAGUGCAGUAUAGUAAUACUCCCCUCAGCAAUUUCAAGUCUAUCAGGCAGAGGGUCAGUGAUGUCCGGUUUGCUGCUUGUGACCUGUCGUGGUUCCCACCCUUGAAUAACUUGCAGCAUUAAAAGUAAUUAGUAGAAGUGGCACAUUGAGAUUUUGCAGGGUGGGCCGUAUAUUGGAAUUAAAUGUCUGUAGAUGUGUGUGGCCUUAGUUUAAUCUUAACUGGACUACUUAAAGAUUUUUAUUUCUAUUUUUGCCAAUGUUUUUUGAACAAUGUGUAAUUACACACAUUCAUUCUUCGACAUAGGAACCGUUUAAGUUACCAUGCUGCUUGAAAUUUUGUUUUAAUAUUAAGUAAGUGUGCAAAGGAGAAUAUAAUUUAGAACCUUGAAAUGUCUCAGGAGCUUCUCCUUGAUGCAGGAAUAGCUCCAAAAAAACAAACAUGACACCUAGCAGGCUUUGCAAAAGGAAAUACAGCUGAAUUACACUUGGACAUGUACAAUGACACUUACCUGCGUCACCUUUAUGCUUCAUUUUCUACGUAUUCUAGAUUCUUAACUAGAAUUAAGGACGUGGUGACCCAGAUGAAGACUCUAGUGGCAAAACUUGCAUAUGUGUUGGUUUCCUGUUUCCAUAGAAACAUGCAGUAGCAUCUUGAGCUUUCUCGUCUUGUGGAGGGGUUUCUACAUACUGUACCGUGAACUGACCUCUGUUGUCACUUGAAUAUAACAUGACUAGUUAAAAAGAAUGAUGCUGCUCCUACUGUGGAGAGGAUUAGCCUGAAGUUUUAACUCUGAAAUGUUUUAUCCUCAGAAGUGAAUGCGCACAUACAGUACAUAUAAAGCAGGAUGUGAGGAAAUGACUAAUUGGAGGUGUUAGCUAAAGUGGAAAGCGUACACGGCUUGAGUGCAUGUUUCACUAUGACUCUACCAGCUUGUACUCUCCAAAGCUGGCAACACAUGAUUAAAAUGAGUGACCUAAUUACAAGAAAAACAUAGCAUUUAUACAACAAAAAAAAAACAAAGACAAAAAAUGUAGGUAAUGCCAUAACACACAAAGCGGGUGACACAAAUAAAAAUUGUACAAAGAUAACCUGAAAGGCCAAAUGACGGAAAUAAAUGAAGGUUUAAUGUGUUUGUAUUUUCAAUUAAAAAUAAAUAAUACUUUUUGGAUGUUUUUUUUUUUUUUUCUCCUCAGAGCUUUGUUGUGUUUUCAAAUGUCUGCUACAAAUGGGGAAGCUGUUGAGGAGAAAAAACUUACAAGAACAAAGCACAUGGUUUUAAUGAUGUCUUUAUUUCUCAAACUAUUUUUCAUUCUAAAUCCCUUCUAUUUCAUUUUUACUACUUAAUGUCUUAAAGUUGUUUGUUUUUCCUCUCUUAUGACUAAAUUAAAACUUAGCAGUUCUGUUCUCUCCAGUUGCUGGUAUCGCCCUCUGAAUGUGUUUGAAAACUGAUUACUUGGUUCUGUUGCCACCCACCAGUUACAUCUUGAAAUCUGAGUGUCUUUUUUUUAAGACUGCUGGUGUUUGCCAUAAUCUUUAAGUAAUAAAGUUUAAAUAUGUGA